GCAUCGUCCCAGGGGUUGUAAUCUGCUGGUUUCAUAUAGCAAGCCAUUUGGUUCUUGCAUUUGCCCUGCCAAUAAACUCAGCCCUUGGGGCUGUAAGAAAUUCCCUGUAAAUUCAUUGGAAAUAGGCAUUGUUGACCCCUUUUCUCUAUAAAAGGGGGGAAGCAGCUGGGAUACAGAGGGAGGGGUAGAAUUCUCAUUCUUUCACUUCUUCAGUCCAAGACAGGUCUUCCAAAGAACUGAAGCCAUGGCAGUGAAGAGGAUUCUGUUCCUCUUGGCUGAUCUGGUGCUACUGAGUGCCCAGCUCUGCACCGAGAUUCCUAAUCCUGGAUCCCUGAAACAGAUUGAUGCUGGAAAUGGGCUGGUGGUAGGCGUGGAGCCAACAGGCAAUGCAUUCAUGCUGAAUGGAGAAGACUGGCUCUAUUUGGCAGGGAACAUGAAACAUGUGACUUCUGGAGUCAGUGGUGUGUGGAUGGUGGACAAUGACAACAACGUCUAUAAGAUGAUAGCGGGCAAUUUGGUGAACGUGCCAGGAUUCUUCCAUCUGAUUGAUGCUGGGGGAGACCACUUUGUGGCUGGUAUUAACUCGGAGAAUGAAACACGGUGUCUUUCUCAUUCUGAGCUAGUCGCAUUGAGACCCAACUCCUCAGUGUCUUGGACUUAUAUGGAUGCACGUCUGAGAUACUUCAGCUGUGGCCAGAAAAGCUGUUGGGGUGUGAACGCAGUCAAUGAUGUGGUUUUUCGUAAGGGUAUUGAGCCACUCAGAUCAUGCAAGGGAAACAGCUGGAACAACAUCCCAUCAAAAUUCUACAUGGUUGAGGUUGGGAAUGAUGGAAGUGUCUAUGGGGCAAAACCAGAUGGGUCUGUCUAUCGCAGGGAUGGAUUUGACACCAACCACCCCGCUGGCACCAAAUGGACAAAACUCACAGACAUCACUGCUCGGGUCAGUCAUUUGAGCUAUGACAUGAAUAUUCUAUGGCUGAUCACCAAAGACAACAGGAUUCUACGAUGUCAACUGUAGCACUACAUGGCUAUUGUCCUGAUCUGCCUUCCAUAGAUUUGCUACUGCCUCUUGCACGAAGACAGGAACGUUUGAUACAAAAAUCUGUGGUUUUGGGGAAACAUUUCCUUCGAGCCUUUGCCAAAAUGCUUGCCAAAUCCCAAUAUUUGCCUCCCGCCAUCAAACAUUACAGUGAGGACUUGUUUCAGUGCUAUGGUGGGAGAAGGGAAACCAUUGCUUCUGAGCAUUACAAACAUACAUUCUCCACCACAAAAAACUACAAGAAUUUCACCUAUUCACUGCUGAAUUUCAGACAGGAUCUCUCCACCUUCACUGUUUGAAAACAAGGCUUCAAAGGGAGAAGGGACACGUUCAGCCUAGUGCUAAAUUAGCCCUUCCGGUAUUGCAGAGCAGGGAGUGAAAGAGACUAUGAGCAUCAUCAGACUGGGCGGUGGGGAAUCACAGUUCCCUACCAUCACUUCUCCCCCCCGCCCCGCUUCUGUCACACAAUACUUCCUCUUUCUUCAUGGAGAAGGAAGAGGAAGUAAACAAUGACCACGUGGCCCAUUCCGUGGGUGUUUUUAUCAUGCCGCUUUUCCUGCACACAGUAGAUCACAGCAAGUUUCACUUCUAAAAAUAAACCCCACUUACGAGGUUCUUAUUCUGUGAUGGAAAGAAGGCUAGAAGGGGCAAGAGAUGCACGGGAGGCAGAUGACGUUGUGCAUAGGACCUGCGAAAAUCCGUGAGUGCCCAGUAAUGAGCAUUCAAUAAAAAGCUCGUCUGAUGAGGCUCUAAUAAUCACCCUGUUGUACUCACAGUGUGGAUGAUAAUAGUGCUAAAAGGGUAGAUCCUCCUCUCCCUGGUAUAAUCCUCCUAACCUUUUUUACUUGGACCUCAUAAUGAUUUCCAAUUAUUUGCUUCACUGCAAGCAUUUUCAAAGAGAUAAACUGUCAGUAUUGCUUGCUCUAUAUAGCAUGUCCCCCAGUCUGCUUGCUUUCCAUUUUGCCUGAUGAAGCCUUCUGUGAAACUCCAAACCUUACACAUUCCUGUUGACACCAACCUUACACAGGACUAAUGCAAGACUUCAUUGUAGCUCAUCUGGGCAAUGAAAUUAACAUAACUUUAACAAAGGAGUUGUACUGGAAGGUUCUUAUCUUGGAUUAAAAGCAUACAAACAAACAGA
This is a messenger RNA of Elgaria multicarinata webbii, 2180 nucleotides long. RefSeq names its product fish-egg lectin-like. The record is from RefSeq and is a predicted model, not a curated record. The transcript is spliced from 5 exons. The coding region runs from base 245 to 1018 and encodes 257 amino acids. NCBI's taxonomy places the organism in Eukaryota, Metazoa, Chordata, Lepidosauria, Squamata, Anguidae.